Messenger RNA from Manis javanica (Malayan pangolin), 1679 nucleotides. It is a transcript of the gene HMOX2, whose product is annotated as heme oxygenase 2. Gene Ontology annotation, molecular function: heme oxygenase (decyclizing) activity; heme binding. Gene Ontology annotation, biological process: response to oxidative stress; heme catabolic process; heme oxidation. Lineage: Eukaryota; Metazoa; Chordata; Mammalia; Pholidota; Manidae. The record is from RefSeq and is a predicted model, not a curated record.
CUCCACAGGCCCCGCCCCCGCUGCGUGCGCACGUCGGCCUCCCCGCGCGGGCUCGCACGGUUGCGGCGGUUGCGGCGCCUGAGGGAGUCGCCGGCCGACCCUGGGACGCAGCGACGCACGGCUGACGGACCGCGAGCAGAUCCGCGGCCGGACCAGAGGAGUGAGAACAGCAAGAACCAUACUUGGCAGAACCAUGUCCGCGGAAUUAGAGGCCUCAGAGGGGGUGGAUGAGUCGGAGGAAAAGAGCUCUGGGGCUUCAGCAAAAGAAAACCGCACCAGGAUUGCCGACCUCUCUGAGCUCCUGAAGGAAGGGACCAAAGAAGCACAUGACCGGGCAGAAAACACCCAGUUUGUUAAGGACUUCCUGAAAGGCAACAUCAGGAAGGAGCUCUUCAAGCUGGCUACUACUGCACUUUACUUCACAUACUCCGCCCUCGAGGAGGAAAUGGACCGCAACAAGGACCACCCAGCCUUCGCCCCCUUGUACUUCCCCCUGGAGCUGCACCGGAAGGAGGCGCUGACCAAGGACAUGGAGUAUUUCUUCGGUGAGGACUGGAAGGAGCAGGUGCAGUGCUCCGCGGCCACCCAGAAGUAUGUGGAGCGGAUCCACUAUGUGGGGCAGCACGAGCCGGAGCUGCUGGUGGCCCAUGCCUACACCCGCUACAUGGGGGACCUCUCAGGGGGCCAGGUGCUGAAGAAGGUGGCCCAGCGGGCCCUCAAACUCCCUAGUUCGGGGGAAGGGACCCAGUUCUACCUGUUCGAGAAUGUGGACAAUGCACAGCAGUUCAAGCAGUUCUACCGGGCCAGGAUGAAUGCCCUGGACCUGAACCUGAAGACCAAAGAGAAGAUUGUGGAGGAGGCCAACAAAGCCUUUGCGUACAACAUGCAGAUAUUUGAUGAACUGGACCAGGCUGGCUCCUUGCUGGCCAAAGAGACCCUGGAGGAUGGGCUCCCUGUGCAUGAUGGGAAAGGAGAUGUGCGUAAAUGCCCCUACUACACUGCUAAAGACAAAGGUGCCCUGGAGGCCAGCAGCUGCCCCUUCCGAACAGCUCUGGCUGUGCUGAGCAAGCCUGGCCUUCAGUUCAUUCUGGCUGCCGGUGUGGCCCUGGCUGCUGGUCUCUUGGCCUGGUACUACAUGUGAAGGACCCAUCACACCAUGCUGGCACACUCCUCCCGAGUGACCACUGACCCACCCCUGCCUGUUCCCGUGACUAAACUGCCACCUCAGGUGACUUUUUUUUAAUGCUGGGUUUGAGAAAAGCAACCAGUAAACAGCCAGAUGCUCAAGCCUCUGCCGGUCAAUGUUCUCUGAGAGCCAGACGGUGCAGGCCCAUCCCCUGCAGCCCCCAGACCUUGGGGCACCCAAACAUCUCACCUGAGGCUUGUUCCCUUGGAUCUUCCUUGUUCUGUUGGCAUUUAGGUGUGUAUUUUUCCCCUGCUGGGAGCAGAGCAGCCAGCAAGCCCAGGCUGUCAUAGCUCUGUGGGAGGCAGGAGGACAAGGUGAAGGGCAGAGGCAGGCUUGCAGCCUGACACAGAGGCCCUGAGGAACUCCCUCCUGGUAGCCAGUCCUCACCCCUCCCCAGCAGAAACCCCCAAGAGGGGCCUAUUCAGCCACGGCCUGUCUCCCCUUGACCUGUGUAAAUGCUAUAGCACUCAAUAAAGUGGACUUGGACAGCUGC